Molecule: messenger RNA, 1940 nt
Organism: Helianthus annuus (common sunflower)
Lineage: Eukaryota; Viridiplantae; Streptophyta; Magnoliopsida; Asterales; Asteraceae
Product: cytochrome P450 76C1
Exons: 2
Coding region: 164-1768 (534 amino acids)
Molecular function (GO): monooxygenase activity; heme binding; iron ion binding
Source: RefSeq, a predicted model, not a curated record
AAGAAAUUUAUUUUUCCAUGAUUACGACCUAUAGAAAUUAAUCAUAUCGGGGAUUUACCUAAACUUAAAUGCAAACGUAAUUGUAUUUGCAUCAACUCUCCAAUAAUAUCAGUCAUCACUGCUAUAUAAUAAGCAGAGUUCCCACAUAUCAUUUAUAGCAAAAAUGAUAUCUGAAGUUGGCUAUAGUAUCUCACUAACAAUCAUGUCAUUCUGGUCAUGGUGGUGGGAUGCCCAAACCAAUCUAGACCAGCUUGCUUGCACCAUUCUCACCAUUUCUGUUCCAACACUAGUAAUUCUAUGGUACAAAUGGAUGGGCACAACUCCUUUGCCGCCAGGUCCUUACGGCUUACCAUUUGUAGGUUACCUCCCAUUUCUCGGCAACAACAUACACGAAAGAUUCACCGUGAUGGCUCACAAAUACGGUCCCAUUUUCAGCUUGCGGCUUGGGACUAAGCUUCAUGUUGUAGUGAACUCUAUGGACCUAGUAAAGGUUGUGACUCGUGACAUGGACCAGACGUUUGCUAACCGCUGCCCUCCACAAACAGCCUUGGCCAUCACUUACGGUGGGUCUGAUGUCGCAUGGUCCAACAACAAUGCACACUGGCGCCACAUGCGCAAGCUUUUAGUCAGCCAAGUGCUCAGCCACCCGAAUCUAAAAGCUAGUCAGGGUUUUAGAAAACAAGAAGUGAGAAAGACGGUAAACGAAGUUUACACCAAGAUUGGGACAAAAGUAGAUAUUAACAAAAUUGCUUUCGAUACCGUGGUUAAUUUUGUGACAAGUAUGUUAUGGGGUUGUAGCAAAUCUGGUGAAGGGAAGGAUUCUAGCUAUAUAGGAGACGGGUUUAGAGAAGUUGAGUUUAAGAUUAUUGAGUUAGUAGGAGCUCCUAACAUCUCUGAUUUUAUCCCCAUGUUAUCAAGGUUUGAUCUACAAGGGAGACUGAGAGAUAUGCAGAGGCAAUUGGAAUUUGUUGAUAGUAUCUUUGACAAUAUUAUUGAAGGUAGAAUCAAAGAGAAUUCGGGCAAAAUCGAGGGAAAAGUUAGGGAAGACGGAAGGAAAGAUAUUCUGCAGAUCUUACUAGAGCUUAAAGACCAGAAAGAUGCUCCAAUGUUACUUGACAUCACUCUAAUCAAGGCCUUGCUAAUGGACAUAGUAGUUGCAGCAACAGACACCACAUCAACAAUGGUUGAAUGGGUGAUGGCAGAGAUUUUGCACAAUCCAAGUGUAAUGAAAAAGGUUCAGGAUGAAUUAACAGAAGUAAUUGGUAUGAAUAAUAUUGUGGAAGAAUAUCAUCUGUCCAAGUUGACAUAUUUGGAUGCAGUGAUCAAGGAGACAUUCAGGCUACACCCUCCACUUCCUCUUCUAAUCCAACGAAGCCCAGAUAAAUCUUGCGUGGUAGCGGGAUAUAACAUUCCAAAGGGUUGUAUCGUCUAUGUGAAUGUUUGGGCCAUUCACCGAGAUCCCAAGAACUGGACCAAUCCUUCGGAGUUCAAGCCUGAGAGGUUUUUGAACAAUAACUGGGACUACAAUGGAAAAAAUGUAAAAUUUAUACCAUUUGGAUCAGGGAGAAGAAUAUGCCCAGGAAUCACCCUUGGGGAGAAGAUGACGGUGUAUAUAUUAGCGUCCCUCUUGCACUCUUUCGAUUGGAGGUUACAUAAAGAUGAAGAAUUCGAGCUUUCUGAUGAGUUUGGAUUUGUCACAAAGAAACGGAAGCCACUAAUAAUUGUACCAUCUAAAAGGUUAUCUGAUGCAAGCCUCUACUCGUGUUAGAAAAUAAGUUGUUUGCUAAAUAAGAUAUUCAUGUUUCUUUCCUUUGUACUUGGUAAGUGGAGAUUCUUCCACCACUCUGAACUGUUAGUUUUUGUCCUCAGAUGUUCUUCCCACUGUUUGUAACAGACUUUUAAUAGUGUUUUAUUAUAACGCCUAGUGUAAAUCUAUUAUA